Molecule: messenger RNA, 991 nt
Organism: Mytilinidion resinicola
Lineage: Eukaryota; Fungi; Ascomycota; Dothideomycetes; Mytilinidiales; Mytilinidiaceae
Product: HET-domain-containing protein
Exons: 2
Coding region: 49-978 (309 amino acids)
Source: RefSeq, a predicted model, not a curated record
CGUUUCUCGCCAUUAUUCAUCAAUAUUUCUCGUGAUCCCCGUGGGACGAUGAAUCUAUCUUGCAGUGGACAGGGCGGAAGAGAAAUCGAAGGAUUUGUGGAAUUUUUCAUGGGAACUGACUCUCCGAACCCAGACAACGCGUUGUUCUCAAAACGCAAACUGCUCCCUAACACGACAAGCUCUGAGAUAACAUUCGCGACCAUCAAAGAAUGGAUCGAACAAUGUAAUCGGAACCAUGAUUGCUGUGGAUUAGAUCCUUCUCAAUGGCUACCCACUCGAGUACUUGAUGUUAGCGGUAGCGGAGACUCGACGAUUCGACUUCUUCAGAAUGAGAGAGCAGAAGGCAAAUACCUGGCAUUAUCUCACUGUUGGGGAGUGCCCAAACCGCACGCCUUAACCCUGGGAAACAACUUCGAAGAGAUGAAACGAGGCGUACCCAUUGCGUCUCUGCCAAAAACGUUCCAGGAUGCUGUGGUUUUUACACGGGAUAUGGGGGUGCAAUAUCUGUGGAUCGAUUGUCUGUGUAUCAUACAAGAUGUCAAAGAUGAUUGGAGGAGAGAAUCGGCCCAGAUGGCAGCAGUCUACCAAAAUUCAUACCUCACUAUUACAUCAUCCCACGCGGCAAGUUCGGACGGGGGCCUCUUUCAUGAAGUCCAUUCACAGUAUGCAGCAAAGGAGCUCAAAGUGGACAGCAAUGAUGGAAAUUCUUACGCUAUCUACGUACAGAGACUCUUGGAGCAUGAUAUCCAUUGGGAUAAUGGGGGCAGCAAAGCACUUUACGAGCAGUGUCCGUUGCUUAGCCGUGCGUGGGCUUUCCAAGAACGACUGAUACCACCCCGCGUGCUACACUUUCGACGCAAUGAGGUCAUGUGGGAAUGCAACGAACAUACACGAUGUCAGUGCGUAUACGAAGCAAACCCCUGGACUCACGGGCCGAAGACGGAUCUCUCAGGUUGUGAAGAAGCAGUUCUGUGUUGAUUUGAAGAGGCAU